Molecule: messenger RNA, 1666 nt
Organism: Cornus florida
Lineage: Eukaryota; Viridiplantae; Streptophyta; Magnoliopsida; Cornales; Cornaceae
Product: probable beta-1,3-galactosyltransferase 13
Exons: 7
Coding region: 305-1336 (343 amino acids)
Cellular component (GO): Golgi membrane
Molecular function (GO): hexosyltransferase activity
Source: RefSeq, a predicted model, not a curated record
ACAGAUUUAAUUGACACAGAAAAAAACACAUACGCGAAAAAGGAAAUGUUAACGGAAAAAACAGUAAAUAAAACUCAACAGAAACCUCUACGAAGUGAAACGCCCAUUGAUCCGGCGCUCGCUCGCACUCUCUCUCUCUCUCCUGAACUUUUAUUGCUUCACUCCCAAUAAACCUUCCAUGAAUGUUUCCCAGAUUUCUCAUCUCAAUAACAACCCCAGACAUCUAUGAAACCUCCCCCAAUCUUUUCAAUAAAGCCCUAGACUUGUAGGGUUUUUUGGAGUGCCCAAACAGUCCCAGCUCGAGAUGCCUUCCUCUCCAAAGUACUUCAAUGCUCGAGCUUCUUCAUACAAUCGCAGAUCAAUAGUCCUGAUCUUCUGUCUACUGAUCGGACUGGUAGGGUUUCUGAUAGGGAUCGUCUCAAUCUUGAGUCCGGCAUUGGGGUACAAGUGUAAGAACAGAGAACCGAGAACGGUCUCUGUGGUUUGGGAGAGACAUGGUGACGGUGAAGAUAGGAAUGGUGGGUCUUCUUCCAAUGGGGAUCAGAAGAGGCAUAAGGUUAUGGGAUUUGUGGGGAUUCAAACUGGGUUUGGAUCGGGUGGUAGGCGGCGAUCUUUGCGGCAGACUUGGAUGCCAUCCAAUCCGCAAGAGCUUCGACGUUUGGAAGAAGCCACUGGCUUGGCUUUCAGAUUUAUUAUUGGUAGAACUAGGGAUAAAUCAAAGAUGUCAGAGCUCAGAAAGGAGGUGGCAAUGUACGACGAUUUUCUGUUGUUAGACAUCGAGGAGGAGUAUAGUAAGCUCCCAUACAAAACGUUAGCUUUCUUCAAAGCUGCUUAUGCCAUUUUUGAUUCCGAGUUUUAUGUUAAAGUUGAUGAUGAUAUUUAUUUGAGGCCAGAUCGCCUCUCACUGCUUUUGGCUAAAGAGCGUUCUCAUCCUCAAACUUACAUUGGAUGCAUGAAGAAGGGUCCAGUUUUCACUGACCCGCACCUCAAAUGGUAUGAACCACUAUCAUCUUUGCUUGGGAAUGAGUACUUCGAGCAUGCUUAUGGUCCAAUAUAUGCUCUUUCUGCCGAUGUUGUAGCAAGCUUGGUUGCUUUAAAAAACAACAGUUUCCGGAUGUUCAGCAAUGAGGAUGUCACAAUCGGUGCAUGGAUGCUUGCAAUGAAUGUCGACCACGAGGACAAUCGACAAAUAUGUGAAGCAGAAUGUACUUCCUCGUCUAUUGCUGUGUGGGAUAUUCCCAAGUGUUCAGGGCUAUGUGAGCCAGAAAAGAAGUUACUGGAACUUCAUAAAAAAGAGAUCUGCUCUAAGAGCCCGACUGUAGAAUCCGACGAAUGAUAUUCUUGCCCCAUUUCAUCAAGUCUGGUAAAUCUCAGAAGGUGCUUUGAAGAAUGGGCUAUUCCUUGAAGUUGGUUCUGCUGCUUCUGUAUAUGUUUUUUUAUGGCCAUCAUUUUUAUUUUUUUUCUCAAUUAGAAUAUAAAAAACAAAAUUUUAACGGCAGCGUGCACUUUUUUUUUUUCCUCGAAGUUACAGAAGUUAGGAAAUAUUGUUAGUUUUGAGGAUGAUCUCCCGCUUCAGUUUUCAUUCCUGGUAUGACAGAAUUCUUGAUAAUUUUUUUUCUUAGAAAAUAGUAUUAGUUUUGAGGAUGAUCUCCCACUUCAAUUUUCA